This is a messenger RNA of Zerene cesonia (dogface butterfly), 3927 nucleotides long. Its product is annotated as probable 3',5'-cyclic phosphodiesterase pde-5. The coding region runs from base 153 to 3008 and encodes 951 amino acids. The transcript has 15 exons. The record is from RefSeq and is a predicted model, not a curated record. Gene Ontology annotation, molecular function: protein binding; 3',5'-cGMP-stimulated cyclic-nucleotide phosphodiesterase activity. Gene Ontology annotation, biological process: signal transduction; negative regulation of receptor guanylyl cyclase signaling pathway. NCBI's taxonomy places the organism in Eukaryota, Metazoa, Arthropoda, Insecta, Lepidoptera, Pieridae.
UAUGUGUAUUGAAGGUGGGCGGUCGUGUAGUCAUUGUGCAUAUUGUGUGAUUGUUAUUCGUCUUAUUUAGAGGCGGAAUUAUUUUCAAUUUUUUAUGUGUUGCGAUAAUGUAAAAAUAGAGGGGACACGAAGUGCUAAGCGUUAGAAGUUUUAUGAUGUCGGGUAUAGAAGACGCGAGAACAGAAGAUGAAGUACAAAAGGAUAAUUUAGAACCGGGAAGACAUAAGGCAACUUCCAAUCCUACGCGCUUUUUGCCUCCAAUUUGUUCUAACGGAGAUAUAAAUCGAGCUAUGAACGAGAAAUCAAACCGAUUAGCAGAUCCCAAGACGUGGUCAGACUAUCAUAGAGUGUGUUUUGUGCAAGAGCUUGGACAGAAAGCACCUGUUAGACCGGCGCGUCGGAUGCAUAAAUCACCUCGUAAUAAAGGUAAAGAGGCUAUAAGCGUGAUGCAGUACUUGGAGAAUAAUAAAGAGUUUCUUGAAGCGUAUGUUGUGGACAGUAUUCCAGUAGAAGAGUUGGAGCAGUGGCUGGUGAAGAAGACUCGUAAUCUCAAAAGCAACGAACAAUGGAAUAACAACAAAAUGACGAAUUGCAAACAAAAGUUUAUGAGUUUGAUAAGGAAACUUCAAGAAAUCGGCGACGAACAUUCUUUGAUAAACGAGAUAGCGUACUUCGUCAGUAACACAGUCGGCGCUGAUGCAUACAGGGUGUUCAAAUUGUAUCCUGAUCAUGUGAAUUUUGUACAAUAUUUCACAAAUACUGCUCCAGGCGUUAAUACUGAAAAUGGCAGUAAUUUGGAACGAGCAGGGCCUGAGGAGGUGGAGCUCGUAUUGAAAGUGGCGAGGCGUGGCGCGACGUUGCGGCUGUCGAAAAACGAUAUCGAUAUAUUUCCUGAUUCGCCCAAGGAACUGCUUCAGAAGUUUGGGAUUGACGAGACGCAAGGACUCAACCACGUUUUAUAUCAACCGAUACUGAAUGCUGCGGGUAAAACGGUGUAUGUGAUAGAAAUGUGGAGAUCGAAUAACCAAUUUGACAAGAGAGAUGAGGAAAUGAGCACGAAUUUCGUUAUUUGGAACAGUUUGACAUUACACUAUUGCAAUCUGUACUUGGAUAAGACUAGGGAACGUAAUAUGGCUGACUUUUUGUUGGAAGUCGUGAAGGCUAUAUUUGAAGAAAUGGUAUCUCUUGAUCAACUUAUAAAAAGAAUACUGGAGUUCGCUCAAAGACUGGUGAACGCAGAUAGAGCGUCCCUAUUCCUUGUUGACUAUCGAAACUCCGAAUUGGUUUCGACAGUUUUCGAUCUUCAAUUCGAAGCAGGACAUGAAAGGGAUAUGGAGAAGAAGGAGAUAAGAAUGCCCAUUGACCGUGGUAUUGCUGGCCAUGUGGCGCAGUCUGGAGAAACCAUGAACAUACCUGAUGCGUAUUCAGACUAUAGGUUUAAUAGGGAUGUUGAUGAAGUAACAGGCUAUAAGACAUCAAGCAUCCUCUGCAUGCCUGUUAAAGUCGAAGGCAAAGUGAUAGGUGUUGUCCAAAUGGUGAAUAAAAGGAACAGUAAAUACUUUGAUCACGAGGAUGAAGUGGCUUUUGAAAUGUUCUCUACGGUGUUUGGACUAGCUCUUCACCACGCUAGGUUGUAUGACAAAAUCAUGCGCAAAGAACAAAAGUACAGAGUAACGUUAGAAAUACUGAGCUAUCACAAUACAUGCAGAGAGAACGAGGUCCAGGAAAUACUGAAUAGCAACAUUAAAGUUAAUAUAAAUAUGGACGAUUUUUACUUAGACCCCUAUAAGAUCGACGAUUUCCAAAAGUGCAAAGCAGUCUUGGCAAUGUUUGACGAUCUGUUUGGCUUGUCCAAUUUCGAUAAAACGUCAGUUACAAGGUUUGUUUUGACUGUAAGGAAAAACUACAGAAGGGUCCCGUAUCACAAUUUCGAUCACGGCUGGUCCGUCGCUCACUCCAUGUACGUUAUGCUUAAAAACGACAAGAAUAAGAGAUUUGAUUACAAAAUGAGAUUAGCACUAUUCGUGGCGUGCUUGUGCCACGAUCUAGACCAUCGGGGAUAUACUAAUCAGUAUCUGAAUGAAACAGCAUCUCCGCUGGCAGCUAUGUACACCACAUCGCCACUGGAGCAUCAUCAUUUCAAUAUAACAGUCAAGAUUUUGCAACAGGAUGGCCAUUACAUAUUCUCUCACCUUUCAAGCGAGGACUACAAAGAUAUAUUACGAUAUAUCAAAUAUUGUAUUUUGGCAACAGAUCUCGUUCAGUUCUUCACUAAUUUGAAAAAAAUGAAAGAUAUCGUAAAUAGUGGUGAUUCGAGAAAACAAGGUUUCGAUUGGGCUGCGACAGAGCACAGGAACUUAGCAAUGGCAAUAUCGAUGACGGCGGCUGAUCUGUCUGCUUCUGCAAAACCAUGGGACAUACAAAUAAAAACUGUCAAAGUGAUAUUUGAAGAAUUUUACGAGCAAGGGGAUAAGGAGAGAGCUGCUGGGAAAACGCCUAUAGCUGACAUGAUGGAUAGAAAUAAACCUGAAGAACAACCACCGAGUCAGGUUGGAUUUUUGAGUCAAAUAUGUGUUCCUUGUUACGAAAUACUCCACAAAAUAUUGCCCAGUACAGAGCCGAUGUACAAAAUGGUUCUUAAGAAUCUCAGUAACUGGAAAUCUCUAGCUGACAGCCGUAGCGAUAGUCGAAAACAAUCUGAAGACUCUCAAUCAUUAAACGAUGAUACAUUGAAAAGCGUGUCAGAUUCAGAGUUGGAUGACUAUAUUAUCGAUGAUAAGCCUGAAGUUUUACCUGAUGACCAAAACGCUGUUGUUGUUGAAGAGGUUGAUACUGCAGUAAUGAAUGAUAAUGGUGGUAAAAUAGAAAGAACACUUCAGAGUUUGCGAUCAGAUUCAACUUCUUGGGAGGAAGAACAAAACGAUAAAGCAUCUAAAGCCAGUGAGAUAUGGGAGGCUGUUCCCACAGAAGAUUUUCUGGCUGACGAUGAAGGAGUUGUUAUAGCAUAACACGGUUUUCGCGUGUAAACUUAUAAUACGACAAAUGGUAGGAUUUAAAUAUAACCCAUCGUUUAAGCUCUUUAGUUUUAAAGAACUUUAUAUUGUAUUUUUAAGUACUAGUAAUUUGAUACUCGUUCACGAUUAGUGUGUGUAUAAUUCAUAUUAAUUAACUCCCGUGACAUCUCACUAUUGCUUGAUUUAAAUCGCGUCAGCAUCGAAGUCAACAUUUUAAAAAUGUAACUGCCUUUUUAUGUAACAUUUAGAUCCACCCAAAAUAAAAAAUAGAGUCAAUCGCGUGAUCAUAUCGAUGCACAUGGAAAUCUAUUAUACUAUGCGAUCCAACUAAAAAUAGGGAAUCCAAUUUCAAUUGUCAAUUGCAAUUCAAUAACAUUUUAUUUUUCUAGACUUUUACAUCAAAUUUAAAUGCAAACGAAGAUUAUUACCUCGGUUGAAUCUAUCACAAAAUAGUGGCAUUGUUCUUAUUCUCAAUUGGAUUGUAUGUAUCGAUAUAAAUAUGUGACUUUUCUUUUCUUUACAUUAGAGCGGGCAACCUAGCUGGUAAUCUAAAUGGUGAGCGAUCACCACCGCCCAUAAAUACUUGCAUAGGUAGGGCUAAAAACGCGUUGCUCGCUUUAAAGCGAUGUGUUAAAGGAAAGGAAUACACGGAAAGGACGAGUGUAUUAAGGAAUGGAUUGAGAAGGACUAGAGAAAGGAAAUUAGCCUUCGUCCCGCCCGUGCGUGAAAUACAUUAACAAACACUCCUAUAUUCUACGGGAUUUUAGUAAUGUCUCCAGUAGGAGCUGGCCCAUAUCGUGCUGAUGCGUGUUCAACUCCCAAAAACGUACCAUUGCGAUAAAUUCAUCAACAUGUAUUUUAUUUCUAUCUGUAUAACUAUAGUUGUAAAGCCUAUUUGUACAUUAAAUCUAAU